UCUGUCAUGCAUUCAGCGGGUAACAAAGACGGGACAACAAGGGGGAAGAUGGGAGCUCACACAACAACCAUGUCAGAGACUAAAUCCAGAAUAAACUGACCGGAUCUCUUUUAUUUAUUGUGUUAUAACAGUAAAGUUUAGCUAUAUCCCGGGUCGAUUUUAACCUCACCCUUUCUCUCUCUUGGAGAAGCCAACUACAACAUGUUAGACUGUCAACAUUAAAGCCGCCGAAUGACUGAGGAGACACAACCAGAAAUGUCUGAAUACAAUUGGUGGUGAUGACGCGCUAUCACUGACCUUUGUCCUCACAGCCUGACCCCUGAUAGGUCAGGGCUUAUAGAAUAAAACACACAGUAAGAGAAGUCCAUCUCCAGCUGCCAUGUCUGUCCAGGACGCAUCCCAAACGUCAACGCUGCCUUCAUCCCUCAAAUCUGAGGCCAAACCGAAACCAGACCUCCCGCCAAAACCUGCGACACAGGCCAGCUCCCCUCCUCUGGGAGACAGAGGCAGCUGCACGGGUGUGUCUGGUGGGAAAGUCAAAAGGAUUGUACAUAAGUUCAGCAAACAUGAGCCUGUUUCAGAACAACAGCCCACCAAUGGGACCUCAGAACCUGAACCAAUUAGGAAGGUCAGAAGACCUCCAUCAACAAAGCCCAAGCCAGGCCGCCCAAGUCUGCAACAUCAAGUUAAGGAAGAGCAGGCUCCUCCGCUGCCUAUGAAGAGGAGUCGCUUCCUGAAGAAACAAAUAGAGAGCGAGGAAGGAGACGAGGGGGACGGCGUCACCAUGGAAGGCAGCCGAUCAGAGCCUGAUGGAAAGGAAGGUGAGGUCCAACUGAUUGGAGGAGGUGAAGAGGAGACAGAGCACAGUUCAGACGAGUCUCUAAGUCCCUGCUGUGACCCAAACUGCAGCUGUGUGUGCCACCUCCAGCGGCCUGGCAUGAGACUGAUGUGGGUACCAGUGGAUGUGGAAGAUAUCGGGCAGGAGGUUGUCGAGGAGGAUGAGCCUGAUGUGGGUGGUGAAAAGGGGGAGGUCGAGGAGGACAGGGAGGAUGGAGAGGAUGGGGAGGACGGGGAGGACAGGGAGGACGAGGAGGACGGGGAAGUCAGGGAGGACAUGGAGGACAUGGAGGACGGGGAAUUGUAUGAGGAGGUGGAGCUAGGAGGGGAAGAGAACAGUCAAGUAGGAGAUGAGGAUGGGUUAUCUGAGGUUGAUGAGAGGGAGGUGUUGACCCAAGAAAAGCAAAAGUUCAACCACACUUUGGAUGUUUUGAUUGCUGAGGGUUUCAGGAGGCGGUCGGACCCUGGGCCUCACAAUGUCCUCAGCUCACUCACUGUCACUCGCUCUCAGUCUCCCCCUGUUCCCCCCAAACGAACUAAGUCACCCCCAGUUUCUCAAAGCUCCACCCAAGACGAAGAAGAAAAUAUUUACGAGACCACACUUCUGGUCCCGCCUACUACUAAAAACGCCUCAGCUCAAUGUAAGGAACUGGAUAUUCCUCUUAUCAAGGUGCGCAAACCAGCUCGUCGCUCAAAGCUGACGUACAGCAACUCGGACCCUACAUCUGACUUGCAGAUGGAUAAUGAACACACCCCACCCACCAUCCCGCCAAGGGUGCCCAUGAUUCCAGACAAAAACAGCCUUGGGCCAAUGCACAGAGGUGCCAUCCCUCUUCCUCAGCCCACCCUGGAGGAGUGGCGGGCCCUGCGGCCAUCGUCACCCAACAGGCUGAGCCCCCAACGAGCCAUUACUCCACCACUUGUACCACAGAGAGCCCCACCUCCACCACCAAAGACUGACCCCAGGCGGCUCAGCAGUGCCUCACUGCAAACGUUCCCCCAGAAAAAAGAAGAAGAAAAUGGAGAUGAAGAAGAUAAAGAUGACCUAGUGGAAGAACUAAAUAGCUCACUCAGGAGGGAGACUUUGUUCUGCUAUGAGUCUCAUCUACAGGACGAGCCUCUCUACCAAACGUACCGCGCCACCGUCAUCAACAAGGAGAUCCGCCGGCAAACAGUUUGCCGCAACAUCAGUAAGACCAGCGUGGACUAUGCUAUGGAUCUGAACAUCCGUCGCUCUAGGGCUGAUACUGGACCUCCCAGGAGCAGCCCAGGAGCCACACCAGCCCAGAGCACGCUGUGGCAGGACCUCCCAACUGUACGGGACAGUGGAGUGCUUGAGCAGCUCACUUCCGCACAGUGCAAGUACCAGGAGAGUAUGUUUGAGGUUUUGACAUCAGAGUCCUCUUACCUUCGAUCCCUGCGUGUCCUGACUGAACAUUUCGUGGACAGCCGGGAGCUGGAGGACACACUGAUCAUCAGGGACAAGAAAACUCUCUUCUCCAACAUCCUGAGGGUGCGAGAGGUCAGCGAGAGAUUCUUGAAAGACUUGGACGACCGCAUUUUCAAGGACGUAAUCUUCUCUGAUAUCUGCGAUAUUAUUCAUUACCACGCCCAGCACAAGUUCCCCGUCUACAUCGACUACGUUCGCAACCAGAUCUACCAAGAAAAGACCUACACUGCACUUAUGAAGAACAACAUGCAGUUUGCUACGGUCAUUAAUCGUCUCCAGGAGUUGCCCCAGUGCCAGCGGCUACCCUUCAUGUCCUUCUUGCUGCUGCCUUUCCAGCGAAUAACGCGCAUCAAAAUGCUAACUGAGAACAUCCUGAAAAGGACAAAGGAGGGGACGACAGAGGAGGAGACUGCCUCCAAGGCUUUGGCUUCUAUGUCGAAGAUCAUUGAUGAGUGCAACACUCAAGUGGGAAAGAUGAGGCAGAUGGAGGAGCUGAUCCUUAUCUCUCAGACGCUGGAGUUUGACAAGCUCAAGGCCAUUCCCAUCAUCUCUCAGAAUCGAUUCCUGGAGAAGAAGGGAGAGCUGCAGGAAAUGUCCAAAGGAGGAACUCUCUUCAACAUGAGGGCCAAGUUCACUCCUGUCUACCUCUUCCUCUUCAAUGAUCUGCUCGUCAUUGCUACCAAGAAGGGUGCGGAGCGUUUCGUUGUUGUCGAUCACGCCCAUCGCUCUCUCGUGCAAGUUCAGCCACUAGAGGAAGGUGGGAGCAGCAGCGGCAGCCCCUACGAGCACUGCUUCAACAUCACGCUGCUGGAAAACCACCAGGGACGCAUGAUGGAGCGGCUGUUCAAAGCCCCCUCCCAGUCAGACAUGCACAGAUGGAUGGCGGCUUUUCCCAACCCCACCAACCCGGCCGCAGAUGAAGAUGAAGUGAUUUAUGAAGACUGGGACUGUCCACAGGUGCAGUGUGUGGAGCAGUACAUAGCCCAGCAGGCAGACGAGCUCACGCUGGAGCCCACUGAGAUCGUCAACGUCAUCCGCAAAACUAACGAGGGCUGGUAUGAAGGGAGCCGUCUGUCCGAUGGUCAGAAGGGCUGGUUCCCCGUAGGAAAUGUCAUAGAGAUCACUAACGAACACGUGAGGAGGCGGAACCUCAGAGAGCGCUACAGGGUCAUUCAGGCGGCGUUUUUGGUUUCCAAUAGUAAACUACGCACCAUUAAUUAGUUUACGUUGAUUCUUUUUUUUUCUUAAAAGGACAAUACAUGGAAACUCUGUUCAAAGACUAUUCAUGGGAUUUAUCGGUUCAAGUGGCAGUUUCUAGCACGAAGGAAAUGAAAGAUAAAAAGGAGAAGGGCGAGACUCACGAGACGUCACAACAGACCUGCGAUCAUCACCUUAUUUUUACUACUGGAGUGUGUGUGCGUUUACUGAUGCUCAGAGAAACUGUGACGUAUGAGCGUGUUCACAUUCGACAGCAUCUUCCAGCAUCACAGCUGGAGAGUUCACCUCUUCUCCUGAACAUGUACAGUGCUCCUGUGUUUCCGUCUCCUCAUGCACAGCUGGGAAACUGCCAACUUCACAUGCUUAUCAUUCUUGCAAUACCUCGACCAGACUGUAUGGAAGUCAAACCUGCUGAAAAGAAAAGAAAAAAAAAAAAGGGUGUUGCUAUAAACGCCUCUUAUGUCAAAGCCAUCACAUAUGCACUGUCAAAGUGGAGUCCUUUCAUUCUUCUUGCUGUGCUUAACAACCUAGGGAAGUGUCAAAGUGACCAGAAGCAACACAUUUAAUGAUCAAAUUCUAAAAAACAUUGACUGCCUGAAAGAUUCAGCAGUGUUCAUGUUUUAAAAAAAGUAAUCCAUCUCACUGGAGUGACACUUCUGUCUCGACCAGAUUAAGGAGCUUGUGUGUGGCGGCUGCUCAUGUUUCAGUGGCGGAUGACAAGCUCGUGUCCCUCCUUACCCACUGUAGAACAAUACUUUAGCACCACCUGCAGCUUGUUCUCCAUUUGUUUUAUUUAUGCGUAAAUGUACAAUAUGUUGUAAAUAAUAAGAGGGGGGAUUGUUUCCUUCAAAACACUAGCCGUGCUUUUAAUAAAAAACCUUUUGUCUUUUUAGCAACAGUAGGUGUUCAUUUCUAACAAACUCAA
Molecule: messenger RNA, 4430 nt
Organism: Solea solea (common sole)
Lineage: Eukaryota; Metazoa; Chordata; Actinopteri; Pleuronectiformes; Soleidae
Gene: arhgef15b
Product: Rho guanine nucleotide exchange factor 15b
Exons: 16
Coding region: 380-3508 (1042 amino acids)
Biological process (GO): activation of GTPase activity
Molecular function (GO): guanyl-nucleotide exchange factor activity; protein binding
Source: RefSeq, a predicted model, not a curated record